UUGUUUAGCCUUUUUUGUUUUCCUGAGAUAUCUCGCGAGAUUGUGGCAACACCGGAGGGUUGGAGCAAGCCUGCCAGUGGUCACAACUACGUGAGAGUCACCUUCGACCGUACCCCGGUGAUGUCGACAUAUUUGGUGGCCAUGGUGGUGGGCGAUUUCGAGUACAUCUCCAGUAAGAGUCCAUGUGGUGGCACCACGUGGACGGAGGAGUCGUAUGGAGAGUAUGCGUUGGGAGUGGCGGAGAAAGCGCUGCCAUUCUACGCGGAGUUGUUUGGGUGUCCUUAUCCACUGCCGAAGUUGGAUCUGAUUGCGCUGCCUGACUUUGCAUGUGGAGCGAUGGAGAACUGGGGCUUGGUGACUUACAGAUGUUGUCUUUGUUGGGCUGUGGUGGGGUGGACUUUGGGUGGCAUUGUACGUGCAAUGAAGGUAAUGGUUGGGAUGUGCAAUGCAGUCGGUGGGAGGCGUGUAUUGUGA
This is a messenger RNA of Hydatigera taeniaeformis, 474 nucleotides long. The record is from the annotation of a GenBank genome assembly. NCBI's taxonomy places the organism in Eukaryota, Metazoa, Platyhelminthes, Cestoda, Cyclophyllidea, Taeniidae.